CGCGUUUUGCGCGUUUACUGACACACGGGCUUUCCCUGUUUACCUUUUUUUUUGUCUGUCGUGAAUUUGGUCCUAGUAUUUAAGCAACUCUAAUCCAGCGCUCCAGUAUACUCUCCAGUUCAGUCAUGCAUUCGCUCGUGGCUGCCACCAGCGACAUAGUUCGCGUGUGGGAUUUGGCCAUUGCCUCUAACAAUCAACAGAGUAGCUCCAAUUAUGCUACCCUCCGACGCGGGGCCACCUCUACCGGCUACAGCGUCUCACACAACAAAUCCUACACCGCAGGAAGCAUGCGGGACAGUGUAAAUGAGAUCAAGGUGGUUUCGUGGUCGACGGACGGCAGCACGUUUGUGGUGGGCGGGAAAGGUCCGUAUAUGCGGCAGUUCAGUGCCUCUGGCGAGCCAAUAAUGGACAUUCCCGGCAACGAAGAUGACAUUUCGGAUAUCGUGGCAAUUCAGCACUAUGGCAGCAACUCCGAGUCGAUGUUUAUUGCAGACAACACGAGCCGCCAGGUGCGGCGGUGGGAUUUUGCAAGCACAAGCUUUGCGCAGACCUGCCAGACACACGACAACGAUAUCGCGUGUAUGUCCGUAAGCGCCAAGAGGCGUCUGGUGGCAAGCGCGACACGGAAGGGCGGUGAGAUUGCGCUCUACAACUUGGUGUACAACACCCGCACAGAGCUUCGGUCGGCAACGCACCGCGCAAUGUUGAGCAUGGACUUUUCGGCUAGUGCGCGCACGCCAGCUGAUGGUGGGUAGCGAAGACGGGUUGCUGCAGCUGUUUGACGCGACGCGGUACGGUCGAGGCACCAGCCAAGACAUUUGCACACGUGCAUAGCGCGCCCGUGUGCGCAUUGAAG
Molecule: messenger RNA, 856 nt
Organism: Linderina pennispora
Lineage: Eukaryota; Fungi; Kickxellomycota; Kickxellomycetes; Kickxellales; Kickxellaceae
Exons: 1
Coding region: 126-755 (209 amino acids)
Molecular function (GO): protein binding
Source: RefSeq, a predicted model, not a curated record